AUGGGCGACAAGCGCAAGCUCGUUCAGGAUGAGGUCGUCGAGCCCGAGGGCAAGAAAAUGAAAAAGGAUAAGAGAGAAAAGAAGGAAAAGAAGGAGAAAAAGGACAAGAAGGAAAAGAAGGAAAAGCGUUCGCGCGACGAGUCCGAGGAUGUCGCACCCGUUGAGACUGCCCCCGAAGAGGUGAAGGAGGUCAAGGAGGUCAAGGAGAAGAAGGAGAAGAAGGAGAAGAAGGCUGAGAAGACCGAGAAGGACAAGAAGGAGAAGAAGGAGCGCAAGGAGAAGAAGCGCAAGUCCACCGAGGCCGCCGCCGAAUCUGCUCCUGCCUCAGAGGACGCCAUGGAUGUCGACGAGGCCCCGGCCGAGAAGGCUGAUGGCGACAAGAAGGAGAAGAAGGAGAAGAAGGAGAAGAAGGAGAAGAAGGACAAGAAGGAAAAGAAGGAGAAGAAGGACAAGAAAGAGAAGAAGGAGAAGACCUCUGAGUCCGCCGCCGAGUCGCAAGAGCCCGCCGCUCAAAAGGCUGAGGCCGAGGCCGAGGCUGAGCAGACCCAGAAGGGUGCUCGUUUCAUCUGCUUCGUCGGCAACCUUCCCUACUCUGCCAACCAAGAGUCUCUCGCCAAGCACUUCGAGAAGAACCCUCCUGCCACAAUCCGUGUCGCAACCAAUAAGGAUGACCCCAAGAACAAGUGCCGCGGCUUCGCAUUCAUUGAGUUCGACAACUACGACCGCAUGAAGACUUGCCUCAAGCUGUACCACCACUCCAUGUUCGAUGACAAGAAGUACCCUCCUCGACGCAUGAACAUCGAGCUUACUGCUGGCGGCGGCGGCGGCAAGUCCGAGCACCGCAACGCGAAGAUCCAGGCCAAGAAUGAGAAGCUCAACGAGGAGCGCCAGCGUCAGGCCAAGGAGAUCCAGAAGGAGAAGAAGAAGCACGACAAGUCCACCGACCAGGCCGGUGCUACUGGCGCCAACGCCAUGGGUGCGGAUGGUGCUGCUGACCCUAACGACCAGUGGGCUGGCCUGCACCCUAGCCGCCGUGGCCGUGUUUAA
Penicillium salamii is the source of this 1047-nucleotide messenger RNA. The record is from the annotation of a GenBank genome assembly. NCBI's taxonomy places the organism in Eukaryota, Fungi, Ascomycota, Eurotiomycetes, Eurotiales, Aspergillaceae.